This is a messenger RNA of Trichoderma reesei QM6a, 528 nucleotides long. RefSeq lists its product as uncharacterized. Lineage: Eukaryota; Fungi; Ascomycota; Sordariomycetes; Hypocreales; Hypocreaceae. The annotation marks the transcript as partial. The transcript has a single exon. The record is from RefSeq and is a predicted model, not a curated record.
AUGUCGAAACGCACAGUCUUCACCUCCAUCACGCCCCUCCCCCCGGGCAUCUCCCGCCAGACGGCCAUCGACUUCCUCCACAACCACCUCGAGAUGAUUGACCUCAACCCUCUGGUCACCGACCGCUAUGUCAUCCCGCCUCCUCCCCACGCUCUGCCCGAAGAGCACGUCUGCACAUGGUACUCCAUCACAGACAAGAUCUCCUACCUCCCCGGCAACCUCGCCACCGGCGCCAUCUCCUACACGGCCGCCUUCCACGACCUGCCCAUGGGCCUGCAGACGCACUGCCACGCGCCCAUGGGCGUCGACCUGCGCGAGAAGUGGACGGUGGGAGGCUCCGAGCCGGGGGAGGCGCCGGAACCGAUGGAGCUGGGCUUGGGCGCGCCGCGGACGGGCCUGUACAUCCGAGAGGACGUCAUCAUCACCUGCAACGUCAUGAUGGCCGGCUUCAUCAAGAAGACGAUUAAGAAGGCACACGGCACCCUGAUGGAGGCCCUCUCUGUCAAGGCCGCCAAGUCAGACGCCCAG